AUGGAAGCCGAAAUUGGACCAACCGAAAAACAAGAAAGACCACCAGAAGAAAGCCAAACACCAAAUCUCGAGGGAAAAUCGGAGAUAAUAAAUGGUCAAACUCCUCUCAUCCUCAAUAACGGUAACGAUACGGAUACAGGUAACUCGCUAAAUAAAGAAGGCCACAAACCUAAUAAGAAGCCCAAAAAACGUAAACCAAAAGUACCUAGAGAUGAAACUGCUCCUCGCCAACCACUUACAGGUUAUGUAAGGUUCUUAAAUGAACGUCGAGAUCAGCUUAGAGCUGAGCAACCAGAGCUUGGUUUUGCAGAAUUGACUAGACAAUUAGCUAGUGAAUGGAGCAAAUUACCAACAGAAGAGAAACAACAUUAUUUAGAUGCAGCUGAUCAAGAUAAGGAAAGAUAUGUGAAAGAAUGGGCUGAAUAUAAAAAGACAGAUUCAUAUAAAGAGUUUCGGAAACAACAAAUGGAACAAAAGGAUACAAGUAGUGCCAAGAAAAUUAAGCAAGGUGCUCCAAGUAACGAAACUGCUGCAGCUAAUGCAGUAGGACCAAAUAUAGUAGUGGAUCAAACAACGCCAAUACCAAAUACUGCAGUUCCCACAACAGGGAGUUCAUCUCGUCAACCAACACCACCAAGACCUAGACCAUGUGUGACACCAGCUUCAGGAGAAGAUCUAGGAGAUACCGACAUACCUAUAUUCACAGAGCAAUUCCUGCAACAUAAUAAAUUGAGAGAAUCCGAAUUGCGACAGCUAAGGAAGGCUAAUUCUGAUUUUGAACAACAGAAUGCAACACUUCAACGUCAUGCUGAAGAAGUUAGUGCAGCAACAUCGAGACUCCGAGCGGAGACGGCAGCAGCCGCAGAACGUACAGCAGCCCUCGUCGCACAUCGCAAAGCUCUUGUUGCUGUGCUUGUUAACGCCUUACAGUCAACUGUCCUACCUCUAUCUGGUGGACCCUCGGGUGCAACAGAAAAUAACAUAGAUGAAUACAUGGACAAAUUGCAAAGUUUGGUCACUGAAAAUAAAAAUAACACAUUGGUGAAACAGGCUCUGGAGAAUCUUAACUAUGUGUCCAAUCACCUUCCAUUAACACCUGUAGGCUAA
This is a messenger RNA of Leptosia nina, 1107 nucleotides long. The record is from the annotation of a GenBank genome assembly. Lineage: Eukaryota; Metazoa; Arthropoda; Insecta; Lepidoptera; Pieridae.